This is a messenger RNA of Oncorhynchus nerka (sockeye salmon), 933 nucleotides long. RefSeq names its product involucrin-like. The transcript has 3 exons. The record is from RefSeq and is a predicted model, not a curated record. NCBI's taxonomy places the organism in Eukaryota, Metazoa, Chordata, Actinopteri, Salmoniformes, Salmonidae. Bases 1 to 933 code for a protein of 310 amino acids.
AUGGGCAUCUUCAGUGACAGACAGGAACUGGCCAUAGAUGGCAUCUUCAGUGACAGACAGGAACUGGCCAUAGAUGGCAUCUUCAGUGACAGGGCCAGGACAACCAGGAAAUACAUCUCUGUAGACCAGGAGGAAUACAUCUCUGUAGACCAGGAGGAAUACAUCUCUGUAGACCAGGAGGAAUACAUCUCUGUAGACCAGGAGGAAUACAUCUCUGUAGACCAGGAGGAAUACAUCUCUGUAGACCAGGAGGAAUACAUCUCUGUAGACCAGGAGGAAUACAUCUCUGUAGACCAGGAGGAAUACAUCUCUGUAGACCAGGAGGAAUACAUCUCUGUAGACCAGGAGGAAUACAUCUCUGAGGAAUACAUCUCUGUAGACCAGGAGGAAUACAUCUCUGUAGACCAGGAGGAAUACAUCUCUGUAGACCAGGAGGAAUACAUCUCUGUAGACCAGGAGGAAUACAUCUCUGUAGACCAGGAGGAAUACAUCUCUGUAGACCAGGAGGAAUACAUCUCUGUAGACCAGGAGGAAUACAUCUCUGUAGACCAGGAGGAAGACCAGGAGGAAUACAUCUCUGUAGACCAGGAGGAAUACAUCUCUGUAGACCAGGAGGAAUACAUCUCUGUAGACCAGGAGGAAUACAUCUCUGUAGACCAGGAGGAAUACAUCUCUGUAGACCAGGAGGAAUACAUCUCUGUAGACCAGGAGAAUACAUCUCUGUAUCUCUCUGUAGACCAGGAGGAAUACAUCUCUGUAGACCAGGAGGAAUACAUCUCUGUAGACCAGGAGGUAGACCAGGAGGAAUACAUCUCUGUAGACCAGGAGGAAUACAUCAAUGUAGACCAGGAAUACAUCUCUGUAGACCAGGAGGAAUACAUCUCUGUAGACCAGGAGGAAUACUCUGUAUCCAGGAGGAAUACAUCUCUGUAG